This is a messenger RNA of Musca domestica (house fly), 1672 nucleotides long. Its product is annotated as transcription factor IIIA. Gene Ontology annotation, biological process: regulation of transcription by RNA polymerase II. NCBI's taxonomy places the organism in Eukaryota, Metazoa, Arthropoda, Insecta, Diptera, Muscidae. Bases 112 to 1530 code for a protein of 472 amino acids. Gene Ontology annotation, cellular component: nucleus. The record is from RefSeq and is a predicted model, not a curated record. The transcript is spliced from 2 exons.
AAAAAACUGACAUUACUAAGAAGUUUAUUUUUCCAUUGGAGAAAAUACUACCAAAAAGAGAAUAUUAGUUAAAACUUUUUUAUCACAAAAAGCUUAAUAAAUUGCGGAAACAUGCCGCCUGGUGGACCAUUAAAUUCCGACAGUGAUUUGGAGAGUGUAAUCUCUUUGCAAGUGGAAAAGCCGAAAUCCAGACGCAAUAGCGUUGCAGAAAGAUAUGUUUGUUCUUUUGAGGGAUGUAAACAAACAUUCAGGCGAUUGGAUCAUUUGGACAGACAUGAAUAUAAACAUACGGGAAUUAAAAAACAUGCGUGUCAUUUCGAAGGUUGCGAUAAAAUCUAUUCCAUCCUGACACAUCUAAAGAGGCACAUACGGACAACCCACGAACGAAAGACAGAUGUGCCGAAUAAAACAAUACCUUGCGAAGUGGAUACGUGUGACAAAAUGUUCACAAGUUUAACAAAUAUGCAUCGGCAUAUACGUGAAGUUCACGAGAAUCCCAAGGUGUAUAAAUGCCAAUUUUGCGACAUGAAAUUUAGUCAAAAACUAAAAAUGCGCCGCCACGAAAUAAGCAAACAUACCGGUAUAUAUCCCUACACUUGUGAGAAAUGCUCUAAAGGUUUCUAUCAGAAAUGGCAAUGGGAGAAACAUGAGGAAUCUUGUAAAAUAUAUCCUUGCUUAACAUGUCAUAAGAAAUUUGAAAAAUGGACAUUGUUUCAGAAACAUUGCAAGGAAACUCAGCAUUCUUGUAAAUAUUACAAAUGCGAAUACUGCGAGAGUGCCUAUGUGAAACCAAGCGAUUUGCAAAAACAUGUUGCCGCUAAACAUAUAUCCGAAGGUGAAGGCCAAACGGGUGAAUAUAAAUGUCAUUAUGAAGGAUGCGAUCGGAGUUAUGCCUAUGAACGGAAUUUACGUCAACAUAUUACCACCAGUCAUGAGGGAAAGAAGUUUGAAUGCACCAAAAUUGAUUGUGAUCGUGUGUUUAGCUCAUUACAAAAUCUUCAGAAACACAUACAAAGGGAUCAUGUAUUAAACAAGGGCAAGUUGGUGAAAACCAGGAAAAAGGAAGGCGUAAAUGUUAACCGCAAAAAACGAAAGGAUGCUGGCAUUCCAAAAAUCUCUAAUCUUGCAAAACUUGCUGGCAUUGAUGCCGAUAAUGAAUUAAACAAACGACUACAAAAUCGCGAAACGGAAGCAUUAGCUGAAGUAGCAGAACAGUUGACAAAAGACCAACAUGUGGAAGAUUCAUGCUCGGAAUUGGAUGUUAGUGGUGGAAAUCAAACAAAAGCGAAUGAGGCUAAUACUUUGGAAAAGGAAACAAGGACUCAAAUGGAUAUGGAUAUAGAAGUUAAACAAGUCGAAGGAAAAGAAAGUGAGAGUAUUCAAAAAACAAAAGGAAUUGAACCUAUAUUUUCGGAAAGGGAAACACAAUCAGUGAUAAUAGAGCAUUAUGUAGAACAGGGAGAUAAACAUGAAAAAAAUGAUGAAUUAAAUAAUUUUCUCCAAUCCACUUUAGAUGUAGCAUUGAAUUGAAAAUGUGUACCUAAAUUUAUGCUUGUGUAUGCUUUUUUCAUGUAGUUAAAUUCUACUUUAAGUUUUUUGAAUGCGUGGAUUAUGAAUUAAACCUACCUAUUUUAGUUCCUUUUCGUUUUGAAUAAAAAGUCAAGCAUUUUUG